AGAGAGAGAGAGAGAGAGAGAAAGAGAGAGCACGUUGUAAACGCAGGCACGUACAUACGCAGACACUGACCGACGAAGGGGCCACGAGGGCCCCGUGGAAUUGUGCCUAGGAAAACAUGGAGUGUCCACAUCUUGCUCAAAGCGUCCAAUUCGACGGUAACGACGUAGAAGCGAAUUGUACGAAGGAUCUACCGUUCAUCUGUGCAGUAUGUGGCACGGAGAAAAGUACGUGGCUCUGUCUAUACUGUGGAGCCAUUCACUGUGGACGAUACGUGGCAGGCCAUGCAUUACAGCAUCACGAAGAAAAUACUCAACACUGUGUUUACGUGUGCGACGAGUAUGUGAUCAACGAUACGACGAGUGGCCAAAUCGAGAAAAUACGUCGCGUCACGUUUCACAAGGACGAGCACAAGGAGAAUGAGGAGAAUUGGAAUACGUCGCCGUCUACGACACCGUCCUCGAGGAGAGAUAACAGCGACGAGAACGACGCGGAUGCCCUGUGGAAGGCAGAGGUGGUCGUAAGGAACCUCCGGCCAAGGACAGCGCGGAAGAGGCUACACUCGUUGGAUAGUACGAGCGGGGACAAUCGGCCGGCGACCAAGCGUAGGAGUUCCAAGAUAACCAAAGAAAAGAAGGUCGUCGGCCUAAGAAAUCUCGGCAACACCUGUUUCAUGAACGUCGUGUUGCAAUCGUUCAACAACAUCAGCCAUUUCUGUGAAUAUCUCACGCAGAUGCCGUGUCUAGAGGGCAUACCGUUCGACGAGCCACCCACGCACAGAGGGCGAAUCGUCACGCCUGGUCGAGCGAAAGAAUUCAUGAGCGACGCCCUGCUGGCGGAGGAGCUGAGGAAGGUUCUCCUCGGUCUGAACCUUGGUGGCUCGAACGGUCAGGCAAUUUCGCCCGAAUGUCUUUUCCUUGUUAUCUGGAAAGUCGUGCCGAGAUUUCGAGGCUAUCAGCAACAAGACGCUCACGAAUUUCUCACCUACAUGUUGGACAGACUGCACACCGAGCUCUUGCAAUUGUUGCCCAGACUGGGACACGAGCCUCUCGGUCUGCGCGGCAAGCAGAGCAUCGUCACGGCUGUGUUCGGAGGCACCCUUCUUAGCGUGGUCCACUGCAUGAACUGCCGUACAGAUUCCAAGACGCACGAGCCCUUUCAGGAUCUUUCGCUGGAUAUACCGGACAGACUGCAGAGACGAACGAAAGAACAGGAAGAAGUGUGCAGUCUCACGUACAGCUUAACGAGAUUCUUCAAAGUCGAAGAGCUGGCCGAUAGCGAACUGUACUUCUGUGACAAUUGCAUGGGAAAGCAGAGAUCCACCAAGAGGUUCUGGAUACAUAGGCUGCCUAAUGUGUUGUGCCUUCACAUUAAGAGAUUUAGGUGGUGCAAUUCCUAUCGUUCGAAGGUGGACACACAGGUAGAUUUCCCGAUGAAAUCGCUUGAUAUGUCUGCAUUCACGGUGCGUGGCGUGAAUGGAACGAAAUUGGGCGCUUCGAAUAGUCAUCUGUACGACUUAGCUGCCGUUAUUGUACAUCACGGUUCAGGUGCCGGAACUGGACAUUACACUGCCUUCGCUGUUCACGACGGACAAUGGUUUCACUUUAACGAUAGCUCUGUACGACCAGCAACCACGGACGCGGUCGCCAAGUGUAAACCUUAUAUUCUGUUUUACGUGCGGAAAGAAUUCUCCAUUCCACCUCCUUUGUGACGUCGUUUCCCCAGCCAGUCCCGUCCUGAUGGUGCGAGCUUCGACGACGAUGACGAUGAGCGAAUGAACAAGAAGUAAGCGAAAUUUAAACGAAGCGAAGUUGAAACGGCCAGACGGAAGAAACCAGAAAAAAAGACCCACGCGAGCAUUUCAAUGUUUCUAAAAGAGGAAGGAAGAGAACGCCCAUUUUGUUUUCCAGCGAGUUUUGUUUUCCGGCAUUGUUUUCUUCUCUGGAAAGUGCCGAUCACUCAACAUCGUACAGUAGUAGCUAAACUCUACAACGACUAGCACGAUGUACGAGUAUGAUAUUUAUACUUCUAUCCUCGUGGUCGUCCGAAGCGAAACCAAACUGGUCAAGUGUUCGCGAAUGAGCGACGAUUAAAUAUUUUUUUAUGUAAUACAUACGUGUUUCGUUUCUAUUGAUUUGAGUUCCUUCGUGAAACGUAUCUCUGAUUUCUUUUCUUUUUUUUUUAUUUUUUAUUUUUU
Molecule: messenger RNA, 2195 nt
Organism: Heterotrigona itama
Lineage: Eukaryota; Metazoa; Arthropoda; Insecta; Hymenoptera; Apidae
Source: the annotation of a GenBank genome assembly